GAUUGAGUAGCAAACAGAAAUUUUGUGCAUCUUUGCUCUUGCGCUUGUCUAUUGGAUUACUUACGCGUACCUACAGUAUCAUUAUUCUCCGUCAAUCCGGACUACUUGAAACAAUCAACCGAUAUAUUUACAAACUUCAAAGAAUUUCAGUUUGGGACACGCGAGCUGGAAACAUGUGAGGAUUUUGUGGAGAGAAGAGAAAUCCGUAAAAGGCUCAGAGAACUCAGACAGAAGAAAAUGGAAGCACCCGACCCAGAGCCUGCCAGCCAAAGUGGAAGUCGUAGACAUCGCAAAGAAGAACACACUGAGGAAAUCACCACCACAUCAACUGAUGGUGUAACAGUUACAGAAACACAUACUACUAAAACUGAAAUAGUGGAAAAUGGAGAUGUGGUUAAAAGUGAAGAAAACGUCGAGGUAUCCAGUAGGGUUGAAUCAGUUCCAGAUGUGGAGGCUGAACCAGAAGCUGAAGAAGAACCAGAACCUGAGGCUGAACCUGAGGCUGAAGCAGAAAAUGCUGAGGCUACCCCGGAAGAAGAAGAACCCCCACCCCAAGAGGAAGAAUCAGAAAAUGUACCACCUUAUAUGCAGAAAAAUCCAGAAGAUCUAACAGAAAAAGAUAUUGAAGAGAUUGAUGAUUUAGAUUUCUUAGAGACAACACUUAAUCAGUUGCCAAUAAAGUUCUUUGACGUUCGCAAACAUCUGCGAACAAGAAUUAGAGUUGUGAAAGUCAAUCAAGGAGCAAACUUUAGGCAAGGGCAAGUCGCGCGCUCCAAGGGGAAAAUGUUUGAAAAGCAAAGUAAAGAUGAUACCGAUUACAAAAGAGGGAAUCCAUCUCGAAUAGCAAAGUAUGGGAAAGAAAAYGCCUUCUUGAAAAGAGACGAAACAGAUGGCUCACGGAGUAAAAUGGAAACUGAUACUCGCCUAACCGGACAUUUUCUUGAUGAAAAGAACAACGCGGAAAUUGGUGUUUGUGAUUUUGAUAAUUCGGAGGAAAGUUGCCCAGUAAGCCAGGAAUCAUUUUCAAUCGAACAGAUUGCUAGUGACACAUUGUUACACAGACUAGAUGAGCCUGGUUUAGCAAAUGAACAAGAAAAAGAAMCCGAAGUUUACUCAGAAGACGAAGAAGCGUCGUCGUUGUCUUCUCCCAGUGUCGCAUCAAGUUUAUCAGACGUGGAAAACCCUUCCGCUAUUGUGUCUGCUUCGGACCAAAGUGAAAAUACUAAAAAGACAAGGGAUGACACUAUAACUGCUCAUAUACUCGAACCGUUAGAACCUGGAAARAAGAAAACAGAUUUUCGAUCACAACUUAAGAAAACAGGCUUGAGUCCYAGAUUGAACCUUUCUUCCUCGGGUAAAAUAUCGUCCCUUACAAAAAAGGAACAAUCCGAAAAAGUCGAUCUUCGAAAGAAUCUUAAAAGUGUUCCUGGUUCAGGAUCAUUCACGAGAUGGGGAUCUUGGUCAGAAAAAUAUGGUCCAUCAUUAAGGGAGAGACCCUCUAAACGAGUUGAAGAAGAACCUCCAAAGCGACGAAUAUCAAGCGCGGAGCUAUUCGACCUUGUACGUAAACGCGAUGAACCCAAGCCCGCAGAAGAGAAGCAACGAAAGACUAGCCUACCAUAUAAAUAUGAGCCUCCAAAAAUAGUGGAACCAGAGGACCAAAGCUUUGACAGYCUCAUGGCACAGCGCAAGAAGARUUCWUCACGACAAUUCAGUCCUACUGAUCUAAGAAAAUCGCCUACAAAAUACGCUCCUGCCUGGUCACCUAAACAACUACGAAAACCCACGUACGUUCCUCCAUUGCCUGGAGCUGCUAGGAAAUUAUCCGCGGGAAGCAUUGGAAACAUUGGUAGCGAAGGUAGUGAUAAGAAAGAUGGUGUUCCAGAUGAAGACAUCGAUAAAAUUUUGAAGGAAAUUAAUGUGGAGAAUCUUGAGGUUGAGGAAACCAAACCCGUCUCUMGACCAAAGAGAAAAACCUCCUCAGGAAAUAUCAAAUGGGUUCAAGGACCACAGAUUAACAUCCAAGAUAAAAGUCAACUAAGCGCCUUACGCCAACAAAUUGAACACGAAAAGAAAGAAAAAGAGGGAGGAGUCUCGACCACCACCACAAAAACCACCGAAAUACGCCGUGAUGGUGGCGGCACAACAUUCACAAAAACCACAAGCACCACUACUACACGAGGAGCGUCUGGAGGGAUCAGUGGUAGAGGAGGCUUAAGAAACUUCGAAGCAGAAAUGGCCAAAAAGAAAAAGGAAAGACAGGCCGCAAAGGCACAGCAAUUCAAGAGUACAAAAGACAAAAGAAACGCAUUCAAAGAUCAAUUAGAAGCCGCWAACCCCAAACCAGCUGGAGGUGUUAAAAAGUCAUUCAGUCAACCAAACACAGCAGUAAAUGCAUUGCUUGAAUGGUGCAGAAGGAAAACACGUGGAUAUGAGAAUGUUGAAAUUCAAAACUACACGACAAGUUGGGCAGAUGGACUAGCAAUGUGUGCACUAUUUCAUAAUUUCUCACCAGAUCUUGUUCCUUGGGAAUCUUUGGAUCCUAAAGAUAGAAAGAGAAACUGGACACUUGCUUUUGACGCAGCCUAUGCUGAGGGCAUGGACCCUCUCUUGGAAUUAGAAGAUGUGUUGUGUACCCCAGUACCUGAGCCUAGAAGUUUGAUUACAUAUAUACACAGCAUCUACCAACAUUUCCAUGACAAGGCAGAAAAAGCCAAGGCAGAAAAACAACAAAGUGGAUAAAUCAAAUAUAGCAAGACRGAGGAGAUAUCACAUGAAUUAGCUCUGGACAGUAUUACAUUGUAGCUGAACUACCCCUCUGGAAAAUGCCAUGCAAUGGCAAAAAAUAGCUUUACGUAGAAAAUCAGUGAAAAAUAACAUAAAAAUAGUGCAGUGCAGUUAGUAAUGGGUAUUUGCAUCCAACACUUUUCUAACUUCUUCAAGAUGGCCUUGAAUAUUUUUCUUUAACUUAAAGAGUUUUUCUAAGUUUUCUUGAAAGAAUUUUUUCUAGUGAAGAAAUACAGAAUUAUGGAAUUAUUUUAUAAGUGCACUUAGAGGCCUAUUAGAAGUGCAAUAAUUAGAAUUUGUUUUGUACAAAAGUACAGUGUUAUACACAAAGUAACUAAGUAUAUGAUUAAAAUAUUAUUAGUGUUAUURUUAGGAUUUAGAUUUGACUCUCUAUAUAUCUAGUCUAAUAUUUUGAUGUGAUUGCCAAGACUACUAAUAAUAAUUGUAAUUACAUAAUUUAGAUAUAAAUAUAUCACAGACUGUUUUACAAUAUCAAAAGUCCACCAUUGGAUUGCUGUAAUAUUAUCAGAUGUUUUUGAGAGGUCCUGUCAAUCAUACUAAAAUGGGGAUUAAAAAUAAGAAUAAAAAGCAUAUAUUACAUAACUCUUUUUCUUUAAAUUUUGUCAUCCUAAAAGGCAUAAAAAAGAAUUUUUUUAAAGAAACACUUUCAAUGUCGUUCCAUAGGGAAAAAUGACUUGAAAAUAAUAAUUCAAAUUAGUUUUUACGGAUUCCAAACUGGUGAUAUUUAGCCUAACAGAUAAAUUCCCAUGAUAGAAUUUGCAUAUAUAUUGAGAAAAAAAUGUACAAAAAAAUAUCAAUGACAGACUAGCUAACCACAGGGAUGGUUAUUAGAGUACACUUACAAAAAGAAAUGGCCACCAUGCAGUGGACUCUUCACAAAAACAUUUUUCUAGCUCAGUUCACAUGUAAUAGUUGGCAAURAUUGCAGUUUAGAAUUUGUGAAUGAUAUACCUUGUGGUGGGAAAAUUUUAUUCAUUGAAGCUUUUGAGACAGCAUUUAUCCAAUCUGAAUUCAAAAGAGGUGUGCAUGCUGUCUCAGAAAAUUUCAAUGUAUGUAAAACUAAUAAGUUUAAUACAUAGAAAGCCUAAAUGGGAAAUAAUGUAACCAUAGACAAAAAGUAUUUGSCUAAGUGCCAAUCACUGGAGUUUAUAUAAUAAACAGAACAUCACAUGA
Molecule: messenger RNA, 3981 nt
Organism: Exaiptasia diaphana
Lineage: Eukaryota; Metazoa; Cnidaria; Anthozoa; Actiniaria; Aiptasiidae
Product: smoothelin-like protein 1
Exons: 10
Coding region: 238-2742 (834 amino acids)
Biological process (GO): actin cytoskeleton organization
Cellular component (GO): microtubule organizing center; filamentous actin
Molecular function (GO): protein binding
Source: RefSeq, a predicted model, not a curated record